GAAUUUGCCAACAUGGAUGUAUCGAGUUCUUCAACUAUGUUAGAAAACGACCAAGAGAAUGAUCAUUCUGAUAUUUUAUACGAACUUCUUAUUUUUGCAGAAUGGCAACAGGAUCCAGAAGUAUUGGGUAAAGCUGGACAAGAUAAGAAUGAAGACAAGCAGAUCAGAGGUUUAUGGAGCUGGAUAGGUUCAUGGACAAAGUCUCCAAUCAUGCCUGCUACUCUAGAGAAUUUGAAUAGCCACCAAAUGGCAUGGCAGUUUGCUGUGGGAGGGGAAGGUCGAAUGUUAGCUAUUUUACAAGACCAGUCAAUUGAAAUCAGAUCUUCAAGAGACGAAUAUGGAACUGUUAUCCGUCGUUGUAUAGUCCCCAAAGAUCAGUGUCCUCAUUGGAGGAAGUUGUUGUGGUCUCCUGAUUGUACUAUGUUGGCUUUUGCUCAAAGCAAUGGUGUGGUGGAAAUAUUUGACUGUUUGGGGAGUAGUUUGUUCACGCUACAGCAGAAUAACUCAAUGACAGGUCAGAACUUGAAUGAGGCUGUAGCUGGGAUGGCAUUUAUAGAUUCCAGGACUCGAAACACGAAAUGUUUUUUUUUCAUGUUUCUCAACCAUUCUUUUCAUUAUACUUGGAGGAUGUUUCUGAAAACUCUGGAGUCAA
Messenger RNA from Limulus polyphemus (Atlantic horseshoe crab), 652 nucleotides. Its product is annotated as neuroblastoma-amplified sequence-like. The annotation marks the transcript as partial. Gene Ontology annotation, molecular function: SNARE binding. The record is from RefSeq and is a predicted model, not a curated record. Gene Ontology annotation, cellular component: endoplasmic reticulum membrane; Dsl1/NZR complex. Gene Ontology annotation, biological process: retrograde vesicle-mediated transport, Golgi to endoplasmic reticulum. Lineage: Eukaryota; Metazoa; Arthropoda; Merostomata; Xiphosura; Limulidae. The transcript is spliced from 8 exons.